AUGGGAUCAUUUAUUCUCGAUAAUAUGCGACCAUUAGAAACAAACCUAUAUUUAUGGUAUUAUGAUCAAGCACAUGAUAAUCCAUGUCAAGUUGAAAGAAGAUCUGUUGAAGAUGUUCUUCCACAUUCAGCUAUUGUUACUUUUGGUCCUAUUGAUAAAAUAUUAAUUGAAGCAUCACUUAGCCAUCCAUUAAAUGAAGAAUUAAUUAAAAAAUUUGUAGAAUCCAUAGAAUAUAUAAAUGGACUUGAGCGUACAAAAAUUUAUGUACAUGAAAAUAGUUCAUUAAUUCGUUUAACAUCAUUAAAUUCAAUUGAUUAUAAUGCUUUUCGAACAAUUGAAUUUACGGAAAAUUUUUGUCCCGGUUCAAUUGUUAUAUUAAUUGAUAUUGAACGUGUUCCUUAUCGUUCAUCAAUUGAAGAACGAUCAAAUGGAAAAAGUUUCGAUGCUUAUUCAAUACCAAAUUAUGGAAAACUUACUUAUUGUAGUCUUCAAGGACAAAUAUCUAUUUUAGAUAAAAUUCGGUUUAAUAAUGAUCUUAAACAUCCUUUUAUAAUUUAUUUUAAACAAGGAAAUUGGUUAAUGGAUUAUAUAUCAACAAGAAUUAAAAUUCAUUCAAAUACAAAACAAUUAGGAGAAUGUUAUGAAGAUAUUUUUAGUCAUAUUAAAAAUUUAUCUUGUUUAAUUAUUCCAUCAUAUUUUGAUUUAAUUUUAAAUAAAUCAUAUAAAUUAAUAAAAGAACAUAGUUUAAAAUUUAAUGAAUCAGUUUAUUCGUUCAUCAUCAAUAUUUGCUCAAGAACUAAGUCAACCAUUAAUUUAAUUAAUAAGUAUUGUAAGAAAUGCUCGUUUACCAUUAUUAUUACCAAAUUUACGUGUAUCAAAACCAAUAGAACAAAUUGAUGAACAGGUGACCGGACAGAUCGUCGCGAGACAAAACGUCGCGGACAAUUCGUUGCGGACAAAUCGU
Messenger RNA from Rotaria socialis, 964 nucleotides. The record is from the annotation of a GenBank genome assembly. Lineage: Eukaryota; Metazoa; Rotifera; Eurotatoria; Philodinida; Philodinidae.